This is a messenger RNA of Strigops habroptila (Kakapo), 7508 nucleotides long. Its product is annotated as adhesion G-protein coupled receptor G1-like. Lineage: Eukaryota; Metazoa; Chordata; Aves; Psittaciformes; Psittacidae. The transcript has 13 exons. Bases 4892 to 6958 code for a protein of 688 amino acids. Gene Ontology annotation, biological process: cell surface receptor signaling pathway; adenylate cyclase-activating G protein-coupled receptor signaling pathway. Gene Ontology annotation, cellular component: membrane. Gene Ontology annotation, molecular function: heparin binding; G protein-coupled receptor activity. The record is from RefSeq and is a predicted model, not a curated record.
UCCCAGCUCCAUAGGUACAGAUGGGGACAUUUUGCCUCCCUGUGCCUGAGCAGUGGGUGCGGGCAAGCACUGCGGUCUGUGCUGGUGGCCAUGGAGUGAGUGGUCUGGUGAAGCCUCCAUCCCUGGUGAGUGGGACUCAUCCUCCCCUCUGCCCCAGAGUCGGGCUGGGUUCCCUGGAUGUAGAGCCACAAAGUCCCCAUGUCCACACAGCUGAGACCCACGAAGCCCCUGCCACCAGGCCAGGGCCUGCGUGUGGCCUUUGCUUCCCACCCUAGGGACCCACUACUGUGCCCAAUUCCUCCUCCACCGCCAUGCUGGCGGAGGGUGCAGCAUCCCAGUGGGACUGUUGGUGUGUCUCGACAGGACGAUCUCCCUCCCCUGAAAUUCCUGUUGGGGGAUUCCUCCUGCACUGUCUCCUCUUGCUGCUGCCGGUCCUGGCACGCUGCUGUGGGAUGCAGGAUACUCUGGGUGCUCCCCGCCCACAAGCUGCCUGAGCUGCCCCUUGGGAGGGAUCAGGAAAGCCCAGCAAGGCCAGCUGGAGAAUUGAAAUGAAGUCUCCUGGAAUAACCCCCUGGCAGCACGUCCCCAUGGUUGCUGGGGAGGGAUAGCAGCCAAAGCUCGUUUCAUGGUCCGAGGGUUGCAGUAACCCCCCUCCAAGGUCCUCUGCCAGGGGCGGAGCCAGGAGCGUUUCAGAGAUGGAGGGGGAGGCAAAUCCUUUAAGCUGGGCCUGCAGCCACAGUGGGUUUUGCCAUGCCCCUCGCUGGCUUUGCAGCUCCCACGUGAAUGAAGCCGAGGACUGAAAAUGCUGCAUACUUGGUUGCAGGCCAGCUCUUAAUCCCAUGGCCUAGGGGCUGCUAUUCACAGAGCAACAGCUUUGCAAGCAACUGUGUGCUGCCGGGACGGGCACCCCAGGGCUGGCACCCCAGGGCUUGGCUGUCCCCGCACCUUGCAGUGGCAGCCAUGGGUGCCGGUGGGAUGUGGUACUGCGGGGUCUGCAGCCAUGGUGCCGGCUCCAGGUGGUGCCAGCGGGCAGCAGCCUGUCAGCACCUGUUUUUCGGGAGCGCUCCAACACACCAACUCCUUUCCCAUCAGCUCCCUGACAGCCGGGGUUUGGCAGGAAUCUUGGGGGAUGUGCUCAUGGCCUCUUACCUGGCUCCUGAGGUGCUGCAGACUUUGCUCUGGCUGUGCUUUGCUUUCCUGCAACCAGAAACACCUGCGGGGACCUGGUUCCCCCUCACCAGGCUCCAGGUUAGCUGCUUUCCAUGCCAAAUGCCUGGGAGCCUGAUUUGGGGUGGUCCUGGGCUGCUGUGUGCUGCCCUGUGCCCCCCUUCCCUGGCACAGGCAGGCGAUGGGGACCUUGCUCAUGCAGAGGGGGACAAGACCUGGGAGGGGACGGGGUGUUUUGGCAGCUAUUUAAAACUCAGGUAGGUGAUUUGGGUGGAGGGAAGGUACAAAGUGACCCACAGGAAGAGGCCAAGGAGUUGCUCCUGAAGAAGGCUGGAUGGUGGGAGCGCACUAUGAGGGUUGCUGGCUGUACCGUGGAGGCCAGCGACAUGGCGUGAGGUGCUGGGAGAGGACAGCCUGCACCACUUUGUUCCCGUUUCAUGGCAGCCUUCAGUUUGGCACUGGUCCUUCGCAUGCCACUGAGCUCUGCACUGUGUUGCCUGGGCACUGGAGGAAGCGCUGGUUGAGUUGGCUGUGACAUGUCUGUCUGAGGUGGGGUUAGGAAAUAGAAUUUUGUUUUACAUUCUUAAUGUUAUGACCCAGCUUUAAGAAAAUUCUCCAUCUUGGGAGCCUCAGGCACUUGGUGGUCUGCCUGUGCCAGCCUCCCCCCUGCUCUCCCCAUGCCUGCUGGGGAAGGGAUGGCUGCCAGCAGCUGGCAAAGGAUGGAUUUCUGCUGCUCCCAUGGGAAUUUUUAUCAGGUCUGGUUUUGUCCUGUCAGCAGAACUCAUCUUGGGGCUGCUGGGUGUUCUGCGCAGCCCCACAUCCUGGGAAGAGCUGAGUCCAUCCCGCAGCACAGGCUUGGCAUUAGCAAGACGUUGGGUCAGGCUCUGCUGCCACCGUGACGGGAACGGCUUGCGUGCUGAUGCCGUGAAUAACAUACAUGAGCCGCUGGCCAAGUACAAGGACCCUGUGUGACGAUCUGCGGGACCGAUGCUGGGGCAUCCCCUCUGUGCUCCCUACCACCAUGCAAAGCUGUUCUGUACCUCACAGAGCCUCUCUGUGCAUCAGUGUCUCCAUUCCAUUCCUGAGUCCUUGCCUGGGUGACAAGCUGCGGGCUCGUUGGCGUGUCAAGGAACAGAGCGUCAGUGUUGUUUUCCUAAUGGGCCUGGAAGGGAAACAGAGAUCAAAGGCUCUGAAUCUCCCCAUUUCUGGUGUUUGUUUGAGGCAUCAGAGCAUCUUCCCUUCUCCUUGGGAAAAAUAUUACGGCCAAAAGCCAUGUUCCAUCUCCAAAGGCAGAGAGAGAUGCCAAGUCACCCCCAGAGCAGUAAGGUGGCAGGAAAUACUGCGCUUUUUUGUUUUGUGGGUGUUUUAGGGUUUUUUUUCCAUUUGCCUGUAGGUUUAGAGGCCACCAUGUUAUUCCUUGACUUUUCUUUUCAAGACCAAAGCGUUCUUUGAAUGGCAAAGCGAGGAUACAAUGUGAUUCCUGGGACUGAGCCUCCCUCCCAGCCAGUGGUGAGGGAGCCUUCUCCAGCCUGGCCGCCUCUUUUUACAUCAUCUGGCUGGUUUUGGGGCUAAACUAGGAGUUUUUCUAUGUGUUACUCUUCUUGGAGGAGCUCAGUGCCCCAGGGGCAGCAGGUAAUGCCAUCCUGCCCUUGGUGAAGGGGAGGCAGGGUUGGGUGCUAAAGGCUUUGGUCUCUCCUUGGUCACUGUGAUAGCACAGGCCAUUUGUAAAUGAGUGACACUGGGGUGGCAAUGCCAAGCGGCCCACUGCUACCCAAGGAUGAUGAUGGGAAGGAUCCAGUCCCAGUGUGAGCUCGGCACAUUCGGCUCCCUCUGGUUCUACUGGCACCGAUGGGAACUUUGUUUUCCCACUGAGAAACCAUUUCUGGGGGACUUUCUCUUGCUAUUGUUCAGCUCAGGAAACAGCCAUUGGCGUCGGAGCGAGUGGGACCAUAUAGGGCUUGGAGGGGAAAUACCAGCUCCCCCACCCACAUCCCCACAGGGAUUUCUGGUCCCGGUUGAGUGACGGCUAAAACGGGACGAUCCUGUCCUCCGACCACCCCAGUAACAUCCUAAAGAUGCCAGCGCAGUGGGAUAGGCUGAAGCUUUGUUGGGAUGCAGCAUUCUUUGCUUUCUUGGCAUGCUGGCUCUGUGCUAUCACUACAUUGUUGGCAUUUGUGUGCCACUUGGUUGCUUUUUAGCGAUCCGGGUGUUUCCCAUCACCACUGGCAUUUUGCCACCCCAGAUCCAUGCUUUUUGGAUCCACAUGCAUGAUUACCAAGUGCAGCAAGGCACUGGGAUGCCAGUCCCAUCCGCAUACUGCCAAGUCCUGCCUGUGCCAUACCCUCCCAGCCCGCACCGGCAAACCUUGUUAGCGCCACACUCAAUUAUUGCAGCAGGUUAAUUAGUAACCCGAAGCCCCCGUCUUCUGGUGAUAAACUACUGCAAGAAGCAGACAGGGAGGAACACGAGCGGCUGUGCCUGUGGUGCUGUGCCAGCGCCAGAUCCGUGCUGGCUAGGAAUGUUCCCAGGAGAAGCCCAUGCUUGUGGGAGAGAUCUGCCAACAGGAAUGCCGAGUUCUCAAGCAAGUGGUAUUCCCACAGCCUCCCCAUCUGACAGCCCCUGGGUGCCUGGGAAAGCUCAGGAGCCUCUGCAGGUGGUGCUGAUGGAUGCCCUGUAUCUGCUUGUAGCAGACAGAACAGGAUUCAGCCACUUACUAGGUUUUGAGAAGGAUGCUUUGAGAGUGGCACGGGAGCAGGAUGCAGUGGUCACAAAACGGGUGGUGGCUUGGCUUUGGGCAUUAGCAAGUGUUCGGCUCUGCUGGCUGGUCUGGUAGCACCCAGCUGUGGGGGCUGUCCUGCCCAAGGGCACGGGGCUCCCACUGGUUGCUGGAUCACAGAAUCCCAGGCUGGUUUGGGUUGGAAGGGACCUUGAAGCUCAUCCAGUUCCAACCCCCUGCCACGGAGAGGGACACCUUCCACUAGACCAGCCUCGGCCCUUGCGCAGGAUGAGCAGGAGGUGAAGCUCAGCAGUCACAGCAGCACAGAGGUGCAGUUUGUGGUGCAGGGAAGGCGUAGAGUGUGAUGGGAAGGGCUGUGGGUGCGAAGGCUGCGGCUGGGUGGAGCACAUGGGUGCAGCAGCACCUGAGGGUGGUCAGCGCUGGCUUGGGUGCAGGUCACAGCAGCCCUUGCUGCAUAUAAAAAAGAAAACUGUGGUGGAGCAGAGUGCAGGAUGAAGGGGUGGAGAAGGGGCUGCAGAGAACAUUGCCUGCCUGGUCAUGAAUGGCAGAAGGAGUUUUUGCAGCCACAGUUGCUCCAGGAUGAGCCUGGGAGAGCCUGUUCCUGCCAGGCUGCAGUGGCAGAGCAGUUUGCAUUGUGCCCGGCUCCUCAGCUAAACUGCAAGAGCUGAAAGCACCCAUGACAAUAAUUUCAGGGCUGGUGAACUAGGAAACCACUGUUUCCUUCUGUUCCUGUCACUUGUGAUAAGAAGCCAAGGCCUGAACCGAGAUGUGAGGCCGGGAGUGGAAGAGGGAACCCUCCAUCCCGCUCUGAGUCACUGGCGGUUGGUGCUAGUGAUGGGGCGCUGGGACACCCCUCAGUGCCCACACCCGCUGCUGGCUGCCCUGUCCUUCUAGCCCUGGUGCUCAUGGCUCCUCCUCAUGGCAGAGGUCCCAGGGAGCUGUGUCCCACCAGCACAGCCUUUUCUCUCCAUCCCCUGAUGCCAUGGUAUGGGUGAUACCCAAAUACCCACGUGGCCCCUUUCUUUUGUACACUUCCAGGCCCUGCUUUGUCCUCAGAGGCCAAGCCAAAGCAGAGAGCUGCCCAGGAUGAAGGUCCUCCUUCUGCUCCUUCUCUCCCCGCUCCAAGGGGUGGGAGCCUGUGGCCACCAGGAAGAGGACUUCCGCUUCUGUGGUGACCGAAACCAGACCCAGAACAGCUCCAUCAUCUAUGAGCACGGCCCUGCCGCCUUCUCCAUCGAGAACACGGCCCAGGCACUGAUCAUAAGAAGGCCCUUUUUGCCAAGUAGGAGAAACUCCUCGUACAAGUACAGCUUGCCCCCCACACUGGGCAGGUACCGCUUCUGCAUCUGCUGGUUCAAGGCCACCAGCACCCUGCAGCUGGUCUAUGGGAAACAGAGCUUUCUCCUGGGCCAGGACCCGGCCAGCAGCAGUGCCCGGGAGAAGCAGGGUCAGGAGACUGCAGGAGCCAGCACGUCCAUCUUCAACGUGUCCUACAUCUUGAAGGGCGGGAAGAACACUUCCCUCGACAGUACCUCUGAGUACUUCUUCCCCGCCUCACCAGAGGACAUGCCCAUCUGGGAGCAGGAUGUGGAGGAGCAGCUCACUGCCUUGGACAGGCUCAUUGCCCAGCCCGCGGAGCCAGAUGCAGGAGCCAUGGAGCAGCGGGUGCUUCGGCUCAAACUAGGGGAGCUGGAGAAGAUGCUGACCAAGGUGGAGCUUGAAGGGCAGAACCAGACCUUCGGAAAGGCGACCGUGCGUGCAACUGUCCUGAGGGUCCAGCCCGCUCAGGCUCCUCGGAACCUGGUCUUUGCUUCCCAAAGAGAGGAGGGCAGAGAGGUCCAUGGGAUCGCGGUGGACCUGCCGAGUAGCCUGUUUGUGACGGCAAAGGAGAGGGAGGAGGUGGUAGAGCACAGAGUGCUCCUGAUAGACAUCAGCAGCCAGACCAUGUUCCAGGAUGAAAACAGCAGCCACGUCCUGGGUGACAAGGUGGUCGGCAUCUCCCUGGUGGACUUGGCGGUGGCCAACCUCUCCGACCCAGUGGUCCUCACUUUCUUCCAUGGCCAGCUGCCAAGGAACGUGACCCUGCUGUGUGUCUUCUGGCGGGAGGACACCACUGCCAACUCUGGGAGCUGGGACAGCUUCGGUUGUACAACAGAGAUGGAGGGCAGCUGGACAGAGUGCAGAUGCAACCACCUCACCUACUUUGCUGUGCUGAUGGUUUCCUCCCUGGAGAUCACCUACGUACACAGGGAUUACCUGAGUAUCAUAACCUAUGUUGGUUGCCUGAUCUCAGCUUUAGCAUCUGUUUGCACCAUCUUAUUCCUCUACUUCAGAAGCAAGCAGAGAGACCAGAUCACGAGCAUGCACAUCCACAUGAACCUGUUGGGCGCCAUCUUCCUCCUGGACGUCACCUUCCUCAUCUCUGAGCAGUUAGCUUCCAGCAGCAGCGAGGCCAUCUGCAGAGCUGGUGGGCUUUUUCUGCACUUCUCCCUCCUGAGCUGCCUCACCUGGAUGGGCAUCGAGGGCUACAACCUCUACCGGCUUGUGAUCGAAGUCUUCAGUGCCUACCAUGAUCACUUCCUCCUCAAGAUCUGCCUGGUGGGCUGGGGACUCCCCUUUGUCUGUGUGAUGCUGAUCUUCCUGGCCAGCUGGAGAAACUACGGCCCCUACUCCAUUCCCAUCUAUGAAUCCAUUGGUGGCAAAUCCACCAACGCAACCAUAUGCUGGAUCACGAGCCCCCUGAUCCAUAACGUUGUGAACCUGGGUUUCUUCAGUCUGGUGUUCCUCUUUAACUCGGUCAUGCUGGGGGCCAUGGUCCGGGAGAUCCUCUGUCAGAACAACAAAGGUCACAAGGUCAAGCAUGUCCUCGCUCUCUUUGGGCUGAGCAUCCUGCUGGGCAUUCCCUGGGCACUGGUCUUCUUCUCCUUCACCUCUGGUGUCUUCAGCCUCGUCUCCCUCUACCUCUUCACCAUCAUCAACUCCCUCCAAGGUUUCCUCAUCUUCCUCUGGUACUGGACCAUGGUGCUGCAGGCGAGGAAGUCCUCUGAUUUGUAGGGCAGCUCCGACAGCAUCGAACUGCAGCCCAAGAGCAGGCAGAGCCCCACCAUGGCUGCACCACGCCAAGGACAGCCACAGGAAGGACCAAUGCUGUCCGCUUUGCUACUGCACCCACCUCAGGGGCUGCUGGAGCCCAGGGACCCCUUGCCUCUGCCAGCCCCCUCCGCAGCUUUCCCUUGGCAUCUCUUGGCUUGGCAUCCUUGAGGCAGGAGGGAGGGAUGCUUGCCCAGGCGGUGGUUGUUGCAGGAGGUGGAAGGGGCAGGGAGAGGGUCCCCAGUGCCUCUGGAUGUCCCCUCCCAUGCCCCGAGGCCAGGGAUGAGCCUUUUCCCGGGUGGGAAAGGCCCCAUCUUCAGCCCUUGCUGGUGGUUACCAAGAAGGUCCUUCCCCAGUGAAGACAGAAUAACUCUGCCUCCAGCUCCCUCCAGCAGCUGGAAUAGUCUAUUUUUGUUAAUUUGUUGAAUGUCUAUUUUUGGAUGGUGCAGAAAUUCAGUGGGUAUGCCCGCACGCCAGAGUUGUGCCCAUUAAAGUUGUUCCUGCUUGGAACACA